This is a messenger RNA of Cryptomeria japonica (Japanese cedar), 1782 nucleotides long. Its product is annotated as glycerol-3-phosphate acyltransferase RAM2. Gene Ontology annotation, cellular component: membrane. NCBI's taxonomy places the organism in Eukaryota, Viridiplantae, Streptophyta, Pinopsida, Cupressales, Cupressaceae. The record is from RefSeq and is a predicted model, not a curated record. The coding region runs from base 60 to 1523 and encodes 487 amino acids. Gene Ontology annotation, biological process: cutin biosynthetic process. Gene Ontology annotation, molecular function: glycerol-3-phosphate 2-O-acyltransferase activity; phosphatase activity. The transcript has 2 exons.
CUUAUUUCCUGCAACCUCUGGCUGUGGGUUGGUGAGCCUUCCUCUGCCUCUGCCUCAAAAUGUUUCAUCCUGUUUCAAAAUGUCGGCUGCAAGGAAGAGAGAAUCAGAGCGUGGUGUCAGAUCUGGAUGGGACACUGGUGAAAUCAACCAGUUCCUUUCCAUAUUUCAUGCUCAUGGCGUUUGAGGCAGGAAGCCCACUUAGAGCUCUGUUGCUGCUCUUGGUGUCCCCUGUGACCUGGAUUUUUUAUCGUUUUAUAUCUGAGGCAGCAGGGCUUCAUCUGCUCAUAUUUGUUUCAUUGGUGGGCUUGAAAGCAGCGGAUGUGAGCAUGGUAGGACGAGCUGUUCUUCCCAAGUUCUACCUGGAAGAUUUGCACCCACUUGCCUACAAAGUGUUUGUGUCCUGUGGUAAAAGAUAUGUUGUUACUGCCAAUCCCAGGAUGAUGGUGGAGCCAUUUCUUAAGGAGUAUUUGAAGGUUGAUGGAGUGCUGGGUACUGAGUUGCAGGUGAUUAAAGGCUUUUGCACUGGCCUUGUGGCUCCCCCUGGUGUUCUCCUUGGUUGGAGGAAGCACCAUGCUGUCAAGGCCCUGUUUGGAGAUGACAAGCCUGAUGUUGCUCUGGGGAAUCGACCCUCUGACUUCCCCUUCAUGUUCCUUUGCAAGGAAGCAUACGUGGUGCCGGUGGACAAAAAAGUGGGAACAGUGGGGAGAGAAGAAUACCUGAAGCCUCUGGUUUUCCACGACGGUCGCUUGGCAAUCCGUCCGACUCCAUUGGUAGCUUUGGGGAUUUUCCUCUGGUUUCCCGUGGGGGUUCUGUUAGCCCUAGCGAGGUUGUGCGCGGGAAUUUGCCUGCCAUACGGAAUGGCUCUGCCCAUGGUAACAUUACUGGGGGUGCGGAUCAGAGUGAAGGGCGUUCCACCAUUGCACACGGGGAACACAGGGAUCUUGUACGUCUGCUCUCACAGAACCCUCUUAGACCCAAUUUUCUUGACGACUGCCCUGGGCAAACCAGUGGCAGCAGUCACUUACAGUAUCAGCAGAAUGUCAGAGAUACUUUCCCCCAUAAAGACCGUCAGGCUGACCCGAAACAGGGCUCGGGACGGGCAAAUGAUGAGCAGGCUGCUCAAGGAAGGCGAUCUGGUGGUGUGCCCCGAGGGGACUACCUGCAGGGAGCCCUAUUUGCUUCGAUUCAGCUCCCUCUUCGCCGAAUUGACUGACUUCAUUGUGCCUGUCACAAUGGAUGCACAAGUUACCCUGUUCCACGGCACCACUGCCCGCGGAUGGAAGUGUUUGGAUCCGCUCUUCUUCCUCAUGAACCCCUCUCCUUGCUACCAUAUUGCCUUUCUUGACAAGUUGCCCAAAGAAAUGUCAUGUUCUGCUGGCAAAUCCAGCUUCGAGGUGGCCAACCACAUACAGAAGACUCUGGCCGAUGCUCUCGGCUUUCAGUGCACAAAUUUCACCAGGAAAGAUAAAUACACUAUGCUUGCAGGUAACCAAGGCCUUGUUCCUGACAAUGCCUAUUUCUGAUUCUGAUAGAACCAUCAAAUUGCUCAACUUGGACUGCUAUUGGAAUGUAAUGAUCGAGAGAGGGUUUAUACAGAGCAAGCAUUCACUGUGUAUUUUGGGGUGACAGUUUGAACUUCCUUGUUUCAAGUUUCCUCUUCAUGGUUAGGAAAAACUUAUGUCAUUCCUGCAAAUUAGUAUCCCCUUUUAAAUUUUUAGGUUGCCAUUACAGGUAAUCUGAAUAGGAAAUCAAUAGUAGUAUAAAUGGUAAAAUUAACAUCUC